UCCGAAUUCAAUUCCUUAUAAAUCCGUUGGUUCUUCCGUGUCGGUCUGCUUUUGGGGCCAGUUAGUCACAAAAGAAAAACAAAUGAAACUAUUUGUUACCCUUCUUGCCAUUUUAGGCACUGUUUACGCCAAUUGUGGUUGCCUUAAGUGCUCCAAGCACUUGACAGUAGCUGGAUCGGUACCAGGAGCUCCUGGUCAAGCACCUAUUCAGGUGAUUUACAGGAGCGAAAAUGGUUUUCCACGUGACACUGGCCUUGUAGGCGGUGCUGUAGCAGCUCAACCAACUGUACAAGCUCCAGCACCAGUACCAGAAGAUCUACCAACUGUUUCGGUUCCUGGAAAAGAGAUACCAGUCGAAAUUCAACAAAGUUUUAGACCUAUAGAUAUUGGUUGUCAUGGAAAUCGCCGCAUCUGGGAAAGAAAUUUCUUAAAUUUGGGUGGUUGCUACAUGGAUGGUAUCAUUCCAGCAGACCGUAUCUUAAACAAUUAUGAUGGAAGAGUAUUAACCAGUUUUGGAAAUGCCCUAUUAGAUGGUGAAGUAACUAACGUUGGAGAGGGUCUAUUAAGUUCUGUAGGAGAGUGUGGUAUCCUUCCAGUGGAAGUACAAAUACCAGAAGAAUUACCAUCUAUAACCAUUCCUUCUGUUCCAAUAGAAGGACUCACUACAAGUAUAGAUAGAGUUAUUGUACCAGCUCCACCAAUCUCAGUUAUCCGUGGAGAGAAUGUUAUACCCACCUGCUGCGGUCCGAUAACUUGUCCUUUGCAUUCUUCCUGUGGAUGCGGACCUUAUCCUGCCCAAAAUUUCCAAUCAUUUGGCAGGAAGCCAUGCUGUGGAUUAAGCAGGUAUGAAUCUAUUCCGUCUGUUGAAAAUACUGCAAGAUCUCAAACCCAUAAGCGUUCAAAACGACAAUCACCGAUAGUACAACAUGGUUACAAAUUUAUGAUGAAUAUGUUACCUAAAUUUAUCAAAGAACCAAUAAUGAAAACUGUCAAUAGUAUGGCAUUAACACAUCCAGAUAAAAAGUUACAAGUAAUAUAUAAUUUACCGCCACCUCAACAGAGUCUUCAAGAAAAGAUAACACAAAAACAUAAAGAGAAUAUAGCUUCCAUAAAAAGUAAAAUUUUCGGUAAACCUGCUUUGAAACAAUUAUCCAAACAAUAUGCCGCGACUAAUUAUGGUAAUAGAUAUGGAGUGGAAGAGGAUUAUUAUCCAAAAAAAUAUGAUAGUGGGGACCGCUUCUAUUCCAAAAAUCAAAUGGAAGGUUAUUUCUCAAAUAGGUAUAAAGAUUAUAAUAUACCUUCAUCAACUAAACGUUAUGAAGAAAGAAUACCAUAUGCACAUCUUACUCAAAGAUUAGUAGAUGAGGAAACUGAGCAUUUUAUAGAUAGUUUGCACUAUCCAAAACCCAAAACUAGAAGCCAGGAUCAAAUCCUAAAACAUAAACAAGCGAGGUACCCGCAAUUGAAGGAAAAAGAUACUUUUUGGAUGGGAGAGUUAUCGUCUAAUGAAAUAUUAGAUGAGUAUUUUAAUCAAAAACCUGUUAAUGAUGGAGAAAAAAUGUCAGCUAGAGAAAAAGCCCGUUUUUUACAGAAGCUCAAAAAACUCAACAAUGCGCAUAAAAUAUCAAAAAGAAAUGUAAACAGCAAAGUGCCCAAUUCAACAAAAAAUAUGAAAAGAUCAAUAAUCAUAGAUUCUGACGAAUUUUCUCUACCCCUUUAUCAAAUAAGAAUCAGGGAUAGUGAUGAAGAUAAUGAAAUCGAUAAAGAUUACGAUUAUGAAGAAGAUUAUAUAGUUUCAUCACACUAUAAGGAUAUAUCAAAAGAGGAAUUACUAAGAAAAGCAAUAAGAGAAGAGCUGCAAAGAUUUAGAGAAGAUAACAGCGAAGAAGAAUUAGAAUUUGCACCUCAUAUUAAGAAAGAAUGGAUCUCAAAAUACCCUCUGUUACAUCUUCUAACACUCCCGGCAAAAGUUCUUCGUAGUCUAAAUGACGAAGAUUCAUUUCCUAUAGUUAAAGCAGUACCAAAAAUGUUAGUUGGAACAAAAAGAUAUUUUCGAGAUUUUGGUCGUAACUUUAAGAAGAACUUAUUGCAUUUCACUAGCGAUAUGAUUGGAGAUUUUGAAGAAUACACUCCCACCGAUAAUUUUUUAGAUAAUAUUAUAAAUAGGCGCCGUAGAUUUCGGAGAGAUUUGCCUGAAAUAAUAAAGAAUUCUACAAAUCAGUCCCAAACCCAAACUACUAAUAAAGAUGGCAAUAUUUCUGAUAGGAAAAAGAGAUAUAUUUUGAAGAUGGUGGACGAUGAUGAAAUUGAACAAUUAUUAAGAGAAAAAUUAGGGAGGAUGAUUGAGGAGCCGGAAAAACCAAAUAAGUCCAAUAGAAAAUUCAGAGCUAAGCACAAUAAAAUAGGAAACAGUGAAGAAGAGAGGAAAAUUAUUGAACAUCUUUUUGGAGGAAUGAAAAAACAGUCAAGAAGCAGUUCUGAGAACUAUUUCGACAACCCUAAGAAGCAAAGGAAUAACUCUAGACUACGAUCGAAAAAAAUAACAUCUCAAGAAGAUUCUAUAGAACAAAUCAGAAAAAAAAUUAUUAUUGAACCAGUAAAACCCAAAUUAAUUAUUGAUAACCACGGGCUACCUUUUAUGGAAGUUAACGGAUACAAGCGUCCGAUAUUUAUGAAAAAAGCGAAGAAAAAAGAAACUGAAGAAAAUUCUGUAGAAAAUACCUCAUUCGAUCCAUAUAAUUCAUCAGAAGAAGGAGAUUUAGAUAAAAUCAAUAGUAUUAUCAACAGAGCCAGGGAUACGAAUUACUUACCCAGUAGAAACGCUGAAAUACCUGUGCAAGCUAUUAAAGAAAAAAUAUCUCAGCUACUAACCGACAUCGAUGUAUUGAUUUAUAUGGAUUGCAGAAAAUUUGACGACAUAUAUGAUGAACUUAACGAAAUACAAUCAAUCAAAAAAUCAAUUGUUCAAUCUUGGAAAAGGUUAAUAAUGGAUAAACAAACUAACGACUACGAAGCAAAAAUUGGUAUUCUAGAAAAAUUCACGGAACUACAAGAAACAAAAAAUAGAGCUAUGAGAAUAAUUAUUCAAACUUUAUAUGAAGAAAGGGAAAACGCCUUUGCAGUGAAAAAACUGAUAGGAGAUUUAGUUAGCUUACAAAAAAUACAAUGUAUUAUCAACCAAGUAGUAGAUAGUUUUCAAGAGAAAUUUAAGACAGGUACAAAAUUUGACGUUGUAUUGGAAAUUAAAUACGUAGACUUUUUGUCGUCUUUGAAAGUUUUGAAAGCUAAUACCAGAAACGAAAUGAUAAGGCUACUUGAAAAUGAACGUGAUAUCGAACUCCAAGAAAACAUUCAGCUACUAGAGAAGUUAAAACGAUUAUUGGUAGACGAUGAUGAUGAUUUAAUAGAAGAAGAAGCUAAUAUUCUAUGGGAUAUAAAACACGUUCAAAGCAUGCAAGUUUCCACAAUAGAAGAAAUUAUUGAUAGGUUGGAGAAAGGUUUGAAAAUCAAGAAGUGUUUAAAAAUAUUGUUCGAUUUACAAAGAAGAUUGGCUAUUAUGGAUGACAAAGAGAAAAAAGUUGGCACUGAUGAUAACCAAGCUGAAAGUGACAGUGGGGAAGAGAGUGAUGAAAUAUCAGUAAGUGGAGAGAGUCAAGAAGAGCACGAUGAGGUAGAUAUAACAUCAGAUAAGAAUAAAUCGAAAAAGAAAUUCAAUUUAGAAGAGUUCAAAAGAAAAUGGCAAGAAAAAGUUGUGAAGCAUAAACAUCUUAUAGAAGAAAACUAUAAGAAGAAAAUUGAUAAACUCAAAGAACUAAGAAAAAUACUGAAAUCAUCCGAAGAAAAAGUAUGAGAAAUAGUUGAAAUUUGAGUUGUCAAGAGUUGAUAGAUUCUCUGCAGGUUAUAAUAGGAAAAGAUUUGCAGCAUGGUCAAGUUUAGGCGAAGUUGUUGCGGAAAUAUGCGAAGAUAAAGCAAAGAAAAAAUGAUUGUAUGAAGAAAGCUUGCCAUACAUUAGCUGCUUUGUUGAAUAUUCUAAAAUAUUGAUGUUUGGUUUAAUAAAAGUUUCUUUUUACUUGUACGAAAUUACGAUUCUUUCUUACUGUAUUGUGAUUCAUUGUUUGUUGGCUAUUUAAGGAUGUUAAUUCCUUUAGAUUUCCCUUCAACUAUUUUUACACCUAUUUUAGUAAAUUUCACCAUUCUAUUCGGUGCUUCUACCGCUUCAGAUUUAUAUUUUUUAUGAUAAUAUUUUUUGCUUCGAAUAAUGUUUUGUAGUAAAUUAAUAUACUUCCAAGUACUCAAUAUAUGGAUAUGGAUAUGAAAUUUAUAUCCUACAUAGACGGUAAAUGAAGAAUUUUAAUUACAAAUAGAUCAGAUGUCAAAAGUCUACUAUGGAAGCAGCAGAUUUAUAUUUUUGGUCUAAUAGCAUCAAGCAUGCGUUCCAACCAACUUAUGGAGAAGUUUUGAACUCCAAAUGAGAUAAUUUCAAAACAACAACACGUAGUUAUAUACCCUAUUAGUAUCAUGAAAUUUUUUUGUUGGAGUGCCUCAAUUGAUUAAUAUGGUUCAUAAAAAUCUUCCUAUCUCAACAAAGUUUCAUGUUGUGUUGGAAAUGAUCAUGCCCAAAAACAAUAUGUCUUGUAGUAGUUUGUGGUUUAAGCCUCAAAUCAUCCACUGGUAAUGAAAGAUGUCUAUUGCCUAGCCCAGAAAUUUAAAAAGCAACCCUCGUAUAAAUUGCAGCUUGUCGCAUGUAUUUCAUGAACUACAUUAUAGAAAUAAUUCUUCAUUUUGUUGUUUUUUUUAUAAAUGCUCUUUUAGAACUUCACCGUAUUGAAAAAAGGGAAUAUUCACAUUUACGCCAACAAUGAAUAUCAAAAAUGUAAUUCAUAUAACUGUAGAAGAAACUAUUUUAUUUGAAGUUAGAAAUCGAUUUUUUAGAAUGAGAAGAGAAUUUAUUAGGAAUAUUUUUUUUAGAAAAAAGACAAUUGUAAUUAAACAUACAAUCAAAAAAUAGUAUAGAUAUAAAUUACAUGUAUACAGAAUGUUAACUGAUCUCAAAUAUAACGUUAAUUUGGUUACA
Messenger RNA from Diorhabda carinulata, 5074 nucleotides. RefSeq lists its product as uncharacterized. The record is from RefSeq and is a predicted model, not a curated record. The transcript is spliced from 4 exons. The coding region runs from base 83 to 3850 and encodes 1255 amino acids. Lineage: Eukaryota; Metazoa; Arthropoda; Insecta; Coleoptera; Chrysomelidae.